AGUCAUCUUAGCGUCAACCCCGGCAAGCCUUGUUGUCUUACUCCAAAGUUGAGCCUGUUCCGUCCUGCCUAACCCACAGCCUCUCAGCUGGCCUGUUUAGGCUACUCGUUUUUCCAUCAUGAAUCCUCGAACACGCUUGUCUGCUAUCAAGGCUGGGGAAAGGCGGAGACCAGUUGUCACUAGAAAUCGGCGGUGAUCAUGGCGACUGAUGUUGUGAUAUAAGACCUGGCGCCUCUCCCAAAAGCUCACUCCAAGCGAGUUCGUGUCCGAAGUAUAGCUACAGCGCCUCAAUUAAUCAUCCUACCUGCUUAUUCAUACGACUUUCUAUCACUGAUUGUCGAGAUGCGAUCAUCAGUCACAUGGGCACUAGCCCUCGCAGGAGCGGCUUCUGCGAAGCCUACACAAACAACAUCUCAGGCAACACACAGCGGACACCACGCGACUUCAACACCGGCGAACGCAUGUGCCGUUGCACAAGCAGCCGCGGAGUCGUUUCUUUCAGCCAGACCAAGUGCAACUGCAGCCGCGAUAAAGCCUUCAGUUGCAUACGACUGUCUAAAAUCAAUCCCUGUCGACAAGCAAAACGACUUGGAUCUCCUCAACUACAUCGAGCCAUACAUCAACUUCCAAAGUACCCUGGAGCCCCUCGCCAACCCUCCGGACGGCUACCUCGUUCCCGGUGUGGAUGUUAUUGGGGGACUUGGCCAGAUCCGAGCCCGUGUGAUGAAGGACAAGUACAAAAGUCAGAUCGAGUUUGCGCUCGAUAUCAAGCGACUGUUUACGCAAGCUUCCGAUGGCCACUUCAACUAUAACCCAGCCCUUCUCAGCCUCUUCACUUUCCGCAGUUUGAACAACCUUGUUUCAGUUUCAGAUGAUGGCCUUAGCGUCCCGAGAGUGUAUCUCAUUAGUGACUUCCUCAAGUCUUAUGUCAACGACACUGAUGUCUAUGAUAUCAAGAGCAUCGACGAUGUCCCCAUCACCGAAUGGCUAGAGGCACAGUCUGCCCGAGUCUUCACCCAGGAUCCCGACGCCAAGUACAACUCCCUCUUCAAUACAAACCCUGCCGUGGAGUUUCAGGGCGUGGGCAAUGAAUUUGUCCUUCGCUUCCCUGGACACUGCCCGGACAAGCAAGUGAUCAAGUUCACCAACGGAACCGAAUACGUGGAUCAGCUUGUGGCCGUUGUCAGUGAGACAUUGGUCGAGUAUCUCAGCAGUGCCGAGGCCAUUCACUCCAAAGUCGAACUGCCCCCUACCAGCACCAGCUCUGUCGCUUCCUCCUCGUCUGCUACAUCCUCUUCCGCGUCCAGCGCAACGCCUACCACCACUCAGAUUCCCGGCUACCCCUACCCGGUGUCCAAGCACGCGAGUGACUGGAUUUCUACCUACUUCCUCAAUGGCUCUUACGAAGACACCGCUGUCUUAGCCGUUUCUUCUUUCGCCCCGUCAAAUAUUGACACCGCGAACGGGACAUUCGAGAUUGGCGAGGCUAAGCGCGUCGUUGACGUCUUCCUCCAGAAGGCCAAGGCCGCUGGCAAGAAGAAUCUUGUCAUUGAUCUCCAGGCCAACGGCGGUGGAUUCAUUGCAGCUGGCUUUCAGCUUUACAAUCAGCUCUUCCCCAAGACCACCGAUAUCUGGGACGGAAACCGUAUCCGUGCUCAUGAAGCCUUUAACGCUGUUGGACUUACCGCCCAAGAAGCUUCUCCUGAUGUUCUGGCUAACUUGGUUUCGAAUGUGCUCAACGAUAAGCUUGAGCCCUUCAAGGACUGGGAAGAUCUGUUCGGCCCCGAGGUGAUUGCCGGACAGAACGUCACAAAUUUGCUGCGCUACAACCAGACCAGCCUCGGGUACCCCAAGAGCACCGAAGAUCAGGUCUUCAAGCCAGAGAACAUUAUUGUCAUUACUGACGGCAUCUGCGCCUCUACUUGCACCAUCUUUACCGGACUGUUGGUCAGGGAACAGGGCGUCCGCACGAUUGCCCUGGGAGGUCGCCCGUCAGAGGCUCCUAUGCAAGCUAUCGGUGGUGUCGAGGGUUCAGAAGUCCUCGACUGGCCGUCUUUGCAGGCUGCAAUCAUGCAAGUUGCCAGCGACGCCAUCGCUGCCAACGAGACCGACAUUCUCGAAGCUGCCUUUGAUGUUCUGCCUGAUCUUGGCGACCCUCCCCUGCUACCCACUCUCGCCAAGUCAGGUGGUAGCUUCAACUACCGCAACGCUUAUGCUCGUAAGCGCCCGGAUGGUUUCCCAGAGCAAUUCAUCUAUGAAGCCGCCAACUGCCGUCUUUUCUACACGGCGGACAUGCUUGCCAACAUCACCGAGAUUUGGGCCCGCUCCGCCGACUCUGCUUGGAACAAGGCCAAGUGCGUUGAAGGAUCGACCGUCAGCAAGGACAGUAUUAUCAGCAAUGAUAUCUUGCCCUUCAGUGACAAGGUCGUCGGCAUGAAUCUGGAGUACAAGGGACCUGGUAGUCUGUCGUACAAGGGCGACUAUGAGCCUCCUUCUCCCUACAUCCAGAAGCACACCAACAAGAAGCGUUCCAUCGUCGAACAACUCAACGUUCCAGAGAACUUCGUCUACGAGCCCAUUAAGCACAAGAUUGGUGAUCUCAAAGAGUAUGUCGCUCAAAAUAUGCCAGAGGACUUUAAGUAUGAGCAGAAGCAUAAGAUUGGGAUUAGCCACACUCACCUCAGCCGGGACUGAUUAAGUCAAUAGUUCGGAGAUGAUGUAUGAUAAAAUAGAUGUUACAGGAGGAUGAUGACCUCGGAUUCUCUACCUUUGUACCUAUUUAGACACUCGUUGAUACCCAAUGGAUGAAGAGUCCCGAUG
Molecule: messenger RNA, 2820 nt
Organism: Colletotrichum godetiae
Lineage: Eukaryota; Fungi; Ascomycota; Sordariomycetes; Glomerellales; Glomerellaceae
Product: peptidase S41 family protein
Exons: 2
Coding region: 343-2694 (783 amino acids)
Biological process (GO): proteolysis
Molecular function (GO): serine-type peptidase activity
Source: RefSeq, a predicted model, not a curated record